Messenger RNA from Moneuplotes crassus, 2998 nucleotides. The record is from the annotation of a GenBank genome assembly. Lineage: Eukaryota; Ciliophora; Spirotrichea; Euplotida; Euplotidae.
AUGAUUAGGUUCUUGAUUAAUGCUUGAUUAUUUAUCGGGAUUUGAGUAGCCAAGGUUUGAUCUACUCAAGAGCAAAUUGAUAGCGUGCCAUUUCUGAAAACUAUCCAUACUGAUUCAAUUUCUUAUAACUAUCUUUCCAAGACACUCACUCACCCAAAUCUUGAGAUCAUAUAUUUCCAAGUCCAGCUAAACCAACCAGCACCGAACAACAGCAGAGGAGCUAUCAUGAUGACUGAUUAUAAUAUUAAUGCGGUUAGGAUGAAAGGAUACUCCAUUGACUUUUCAGAUGAAGAUUUUGGGAUCUCCGGAGAUGGCAACUAUAUAUAUUUAGCCCAACAGGGAUCAUCCUUGGUUAUGGAAGUAAACUCAACUGACUUGAGCAUUAUUAAUAUUACUUCGAUAUCAAAUUUAAUCAUUGGAGCUGAGUACGGUAUUGACACAUUUGGAGAUAGAAUAUUUUUCUCAGUUGCUACCUCAGCAUUUACUCAGAGUGGGCUCUGAACAUCACAGAGAUUAUCAGCCUCUAUCCAAUGAUAUUAUUAUGGAAAUCCUAAUAAUAUCAACUAUAUUCCAAUUAGUGAGAAUCAAGUUUUCAUGGCUACAAUGAAAGCUUCUGAAAACAACCUUUAUUUUGUUUCGAUCAACUUGCAAAGCCCUCCAACCUUCAACUGGAGAAAAUAUGUAACCUGUUCUUCAUCCUGAACGACCAAGAAGUCCCAAUCCAUUGUAAGUAACAACGGAAAAUAUAUUUAUGCAAUGAAUGCAUUCGGUGGCAGAUUGAUGUAUCACACUCUUGAUAUUUCAACUGGAGAUGCAGUGUGUCCUGGGCUCUUGUCCUCGGGUGACUCCAACUUCGUUAAUGAUAUUAAUGACUUCGGAGACUCAGUGUUGGUUGUCUUUCAGCCUUUGUCAUCAUCAAAUUGGGACAUCAUUAUCAUUGAUCCGCUGUCAUGCACAGUUUCGAAAGAAUACACUAACAGCACAACCAAGUUCUUCUCAUCAACAAGAAUCAUGAAGUCUGGGACAGCAUACAUUGUAUUGGCAGGAGAACUCUCAAGAGACUAUAAAAUUCAGAUAUCUAAAAUGAACGAAAUCGAGAGGUUCAGUCUAUUGACUCAAAAGACUUCUACUUUCUCUGCAAUCACCACAGAGUUUGUGAUCAGUGAUCCAGGAUCUAUAUCGGGUUUGCUAUCUUCUUCAACAACAUUUUCUUCUCAAGCUCUAAGCACAAUAAGUUCUAGUGACAUAAGUGUAACUAACACAGAGGAAGAAUAUGUUACUGCUUUUUGGAAUGAUGACUUUAUAAAAUCUUAUCCCUCGAGAUCUCACACAAAUGCUUCGUUUACUUGGCCUUGAUCUCACUCAUCCAAUGCUACUACCAUAUUCUACAGUUUGAAGUCUCUCGAUGAUACUAGAGUACCAGAAUGGGUUUACCUUGACUCUAACAACGAAGUCCUGACUCUGAACAAGACGCCUGCAGUCUCCAAGGACACUCUGUACAAGUUCGUUCUGGCCAUCGACGACGGAACUGAGUCAGCCUUAAAGAAGUUUUACAUCACAGUCAAACAGUGAGCAGUAGAUAACUGACAUACAUGCCAGUCUGACGACCCAGAGUUGUGAUCAGAGUGAAGUAUCGGCUACACACUUAGCGACACCAAAGACCAAUGUGUAGAAGCAAAUGCUGAAAUUGCAGCUACUAUAGGUCAAUCAAUUGUUGGUCUUGGAGUGAUAGUCUCUGUCACCUUAUCAAUGGCAACAAUGAGUUCUCCAGUAGGAAUAUUUGCUCUUAUCAACCAGUUCCAACUGUAUAUUUUGUUGCCAAUGUUGCCUGCAUAUUUCCCAGCCAAAGUCGGGCAGUUCAUUCUGGGAGUCGACUUUGCAUUUAUCUCAUUGGAUUUCAUUCCUGUUGAUGACAUUCCGUUGAUUAAAGAAAUAAAAGAAGCAGUUGACUAUUCUCAGGAAGACAGCUAUUUGAAUGAUAUCGGGCUGACUUCAUCCAGCUCUAUUGUCAACUAUCUCCCAAUUAUGGUGUUUAUUGUAUUCAUGUUUCUUAUCCAUACAGUGCUAUGGGCUUUCUAUUGCUUCACUAGAACACCUAGAAGAUCAAAGAAAUGAAGGAAGAUUGCUGAAAUUAUUUUUCAGUAUAUGACUUUCAACUUUUACAUCAGGCUAAUGAUGCAGGGCUUUCUAUUCCAAAUCAUUUCGAUCUUUGCUGAGUUCAAAAGUUUCAACUAUCACUCUACUGUUGGGCUGGUUUCUCUGAUAAUGUGUUUCUUCUUUUCUUUCGGACUCCUUGUCUUCGUAAUGCUAGGUAUUAUCUCUUUUAUCCUUGGAUGGAGAAAUCAAAAUUCUGAAUUCCACAACCACUGAUCAAUUCACGAGUUUUAUUCAGGAAUCAAGAAGGGCAAAUAUGCAAAAUUCAAUUCUCUGUGUUUCCUUUUCACUAGAUUACUAUCUGUAGUCAUCAUAUUCAUGAUUGGUAAUGCAACAGGGAGUCAGAGAAGCAAGGUUUCAACCAAGGAUCAUGCUAUUUACUACAUAAAGUGGAGCUUCUUCUUUAGCAUGCAUGUAUUGUCAACUUUGUUUGUGUUGAUAGUGAGGCCAUUUCAGCUGACUAUUAAUAACAUUGUUGAAGGGAUUAACCAAAUAAACUAUGCUAUAGCUAUAAUCCCAUUAGUAUUCCUUAGGUUUGAAUCAGACUGGUCAUCGAUUAAAGAAGAUUUCUACGUGCAAGUAUUGCUUGCUGGUCCAAUGAUUGGGGUACUCAUAAGCAGUUUUUCUUUGAUAGCUCAUUUUUGAAAGAAAUGCAUAAAAUAUCGAAGAAAAAUUAGCCCAAAAUUAAGAACUACCACCAUGAAUAAGAAGGAAAGGAUUUCAGAGAAUCUUCAGAAGAGAAAUAAUGACUGCCAAAGUUCUAAUAUGAUAAUGUAUGACCGAAAUAAAGGACAAUUGGUAGAGUAGCCAAUAAUAUUGCUAGAUUUAAGGAAUAUAGUAGUAU